Fusarium fujikuroi IMI 58289 is the source of this 1062-nucleotide messenger RNA. Its product is annotated as probable D-amino-acid oxidase. Gene Ontology annotation, molecular function: D-amino-acid oxidase activity; FAD binding. The record is from RefSeq and is a predicted model, not a curated record. The coding region runs from base 1 to 1062 and encodes 353 amino acids. The transcript has 5 exons. Lineage: Eukaryota; Fungi; Ascomycota; Sordariomycetes; Hypocreales; Nectriaceae.
AUGAGUGCACACGAUAGCAUCGUCAUCUUGGGAGCUGGCAUUAUCGGCCUUGAUGUUGCUCUGGUUCUAGCAGAACGAGGCUACGGCAAGUCUAUUACAGUAAUCGCGGAACAUCUUCCUGGGGACACGGCACUGAGUUAUACUUCUCCAUGGGCUGGCUGCAACUUCUCAGCUAUCUCUGGUACAGAUGCCAAUGCCUUGAAAUGGGACAAGGCUGGAUAUUUCCAUCUCAGCAAGUUAGCCUCUGUGCGGCCAGAACAAUCGUAUGUCAAGCGAACUCCUUCGACGGAGCUUUGGGACGACAAUGUUCCUCGCGAUAAGAUUCAGGCAAUGUCUGAGUAUCUAGAAGACUUCCAAGAACUACCAGUCAACGAGCUACCUGAGGGGGUCAAGUUUGCUGUCUCCUUUACUACUCUCACUGUCAAUGCACCCAAGCAUCUGCUCUAUCUCUAUGAGAGAUUGAAGAAUGACUACGGUGUUCGCUUUAUUCGUCAAAAACUUCCUGAUCUCCAGACUGCAUUCUUCAGCCAGUCUACCCAAAUUGUGUUCAACUGUACUGGCAACGCUGCGCGAAAGUUGCCUGGAGUUGAGGAUCCAAAGUGUUACCCGACUAGAGGACAGGUCCUGUUGACUCACGCCCCUGAGGUUCACACGAACGUCAUGAGACAUGGUAAAGAUUACGAGACAUAUGUGAUCCCUCGGCCCUUCUCUAAGGGACAUGUAAUCCUCGGAGGGUAUAUGCAAAAGGGUAACGGUGAUGGUGCGACAUACUCGUACGAGACAGAGUCCAUCUUGGAGCGCACCAAGGAGCUCAGUGAUGAAGUGAGGAAUGGAAGUCUAGAUGUCCUCGCAGCUUUCUCAGGACUUCGUCCGUCCCGCGAAGGUGGCACUCGAGUCGAGAGAGAGGAUCUGAUUGUCGCCGGACAAAAGCGCACAGUGGUUCAUAACUACGGUGCAGGUGGCACUGGCUUCCAGGCUGGUUAUGGUAUGGCUCUUGAUGCCGUUCGUGCCGCUGAGCCUGUUUUGUCAAAGCUUCAAACCGAACUCAAGUCGAAGCUAUGA